Dioszegia hungarica is the source of this 573-nucleotide messenger RNA. RefSeq lists its product as uncharacterized. Bases 1 to 573 code for a protein of 190 amino acids. NCBI's taxonomy places the organism in Eukaryota, Fungi, Basidiomycota, Tremellomycetes, Tremellales, Bulleribasidiaceae. The transcript is spliced from 4 exons. The record is from RefSeq and is a predicted model, not a curated record.
AUGGAUCCCGCGACAGGCCUCCCUAUGGCAUUCGGGAAGCAGGCGGCUGCUCCGGUUCAGACACCGUCUCAGACGGCAGGGGGAUCAGGGAGCAGCGAGCGAGGCGGUGGGGGUGGAGGCAGGGGAUCAAGAGGGGUCGUGGGUGGGGGUAAACGUAGUCGAGGUAGAGGAGGUGGAAGGGGCGGAGGAGAUGCUGGAGAAGGAGGUGGAAGGGGCGCAGGAGAGGGCGAAGGAGUGGUCUUGAACGGCGGAGUCAAGCGGCCACAUCCUUCGUCAUCAGCGCACUCAUCACUCCCUCCUGCUCCACCAUCGGCUUAUCUUCCGCAAGCGCCCUCGUUCGGGGUGGAGGCUAUCCUCGAGGCGGAUUUGUCGAUCAGGGCGGCCAGUCUCAUGCUGCCGGACAAGGUCGGGGCGGCUUUGGGAACGGAAGAGGAGGCAGAGGGGGGCGGGGUGGGGGGCAUGAUGGUGGCGGAGGUCGCGGAGGUCGCGGAGGAGGAGGAGGAGGCGGUGGGAGAGGGGUUGGACACGCACCACCCGAGACGGGAUAGGGCGCUGAGGACGACCGGCGUGUGA